AUGACGUCUGCCAACGCCAAGUUUGACGACCUGGCGAGAAACACGCAUGAGAUCAGCGAGUCGGCCACGCUGACCUCGGACUACGGCGUACACCAGGCCAACAACGAUAGCUGGCUGCGCAUUGUUGACAACGAGAACGGCCGCAGCGGGCCGAGCCUGCUCGAGGACCCGUUUGCGCGCGAGAAGAUCCACCGCUUCGACCACGAGCGCAUCCCCGAGCGCGUCGUGCAUGCGCGCGGCACGGGCGCGUUUGGCACGUUCCGCGUGCUGGACAAUGCCGGCAUCAAGGACCUGACCACGGCGCCCGUGCUCACCGACACCACGCGCGAGACGCCGAUUUUUGUGCGCUUCUCGACGGUGCUGGGCAGCCGCGGCAGCGCCGACACGGUGCGCGACGUGCGCGGCUUUGCCAUCAAGUUCUACACGCCCGAGGGCAUCUGGGACCUCGUGGGCAACAACAUCCCCGUCUUCUUCAUCCAGGACGCCAUCAAGUUUCCGGACGUGAUCCACGCCGGCAAGCCGGAGCCGCACAACGAGGUGCCGCAGGCCCAGACGGCGCACAACAACUUCUGGGACUUUAUGUUUAUGCACCCGGAGGCGACGCACAUGUUCAUGUGGGCCAUGUCGGACCGGGCGAUCCCGCGCUCCUAUCGCAUGAUGCAAGGCUUCGGCGUCAACACGUUUACGCUGGUCAACGCCGCCGGCGAGCGCUGCUUUGUCAAGUUCCACUCGACGCCCGUGCUGGGCGUGCACUCGCUCGUGUGGGACGAGGCCCUCAAGCUGGCGGGCCAGGACCCGGACUUCCACCGCAAGGACCUCAUGGAGGCCAUUGCCAACGGCGUGUUCCCCAAGUGGCGGUUUGGCGUCCAGGUGGUCGCGGAGGCCGACGAGCACACAUUUGACUUUGACAUUCUGGACGCCACCAAGGUCUGGCCCGAGGACCGGGUGCCGGUGCGCUACUUUGCCGAGUUUGAGCUGAACCGCAACGUCGACGAGUUCUUCACGCAGACGGAGCAGGCGGCCUUUUGCACGAGCCACGUGGUGCCGGGCAUCGGCUUCUCGGACGACCCGCUGCUGCAGGGCCGCAACUUCUCCUACUUUGACACCCAGAUCAGCCGCCUCGGCAUCAACUGGGAGGAGCUGCCCAUCAACCGGCCCGUGUGCCCGGUCAUGAACUUCAACCGCGACGGCGCGCUGCGCCACGCCAUCACCCAGGGCAACGUCAACUACUGGCCCAACCGCUACCAUGCGCACCCGCCGGCGUCCGUCGACGGCAAGGCCGCCGCCGCCAACGUCUACGCCGAGUACGCCGCCAAGGCCGCCGGCAUCAAGGCGCGCACGCUGACGCCCAAGUUCCGCGAGCACGUGCGCCAGGCGCAGCUCUUCUACAACAGCCUCUCGCGCGUCGAGAAGAGCCACCUGACCAGCGCCUUGGCGUUUGAGCUGGACCACUGCGACGACCCCAUCGUGUACACGCGCAUCGUGCAGCGGCUCGCCCAGAUCGACGCGCAGCUGGCCCAGGCCGUCGGCGACAUGGUCGGCGGCGAGGCCAAGGAGGCGGCAGACGAGGAGGGGCGCGCCAGCACCAACGACGGCACGAUCGCGCCGGGGCUCUCGCAGUUUGACUUUUUGCCGGAGCGGCCGACCGUGGCCGGCCGCCGCGUGGCGAUUCUGGUCGGCGACGGCUUCGACGCGGCCGCCGUCGACCUCGUCAAAAAGGGCCUGGCCGCCGAGCAGGGCGUGCCGCUGCUCAUUGGCACGAAGCGCAGCGUCAUCACCGGGGCCGGCGCCGGCAGUUCCCUGCGCAGCAGCCCCUCCGUCACGCCCGACCACCACGUCGAGGGCUUCCGCUCGACCAUGGUCGACGCCGUGUUCGUGCCCGGCGGCAAGGCCUCCAUCGAGGCGCUGGUCCAGCCCAAGGUCAAGGGCCGCGUGCUGCACUGGCUGCGCGAGGCGUUUGGGCACCUCAAGACCGUUGGCGCCACGGGCGAGGGCAUCGCCCUCUUGCAGGAGGCGCUGCACGGCGUGCCCAGCAUCCAGUUUUCCACGGCGGAUGCCGAGGCGGGCGGCCAGCUGGCCCAGAGCUACGGCGUCGUGACCGCGCCGGCGCCCUCCAAGGACUUUGCCAAGGCCUUUUUCGUGAGCAUUGCCCAGCACAGAAGCUUUGACCGCGAGAUGGAUGGCCUCAGUACUUUGGUGGCCUAUUAG
Molecule: messenger RNA, 2208 nt
Organism: Sporothrix brasiliensis 5110
Lineage: Eukaryota; Fungi; Ascomycota; Sordariomycetes; Ophiostomatales; Ophiostomataceae
Product: catalase
Exons: 1
Coding region: 1-2208 (735 amino acids)
Biological process (GO): response to oxidative stress; hydrogen peroxide catabolic process
Cellular component (GO): cytosol
Molecular function (GO): heme binding; catalase activity
Source: RefSeq, a predicted model, not a curated record